This is a messenger RNA of Ictalurus punctatus (channel catfish), 2684 nucleotides long. RefSeq names its product vitamin K-dependent protein C. The record is from RefSeq and is a predicted model, not a curated record. Gene Ontology annotation, molecular function: calcium ion binding; serine-type endopeptidase activity. Gene Ontology annotation, biological process: proteolysis; blood coagulation. The transcript is spliced from 9 exons. NCBI's taxonomy places the organism in Eukaryota, Metazoa, Chordata, Actinopteri, Siluriformes, Ictaluridae. Gene Ontology annotation, cellular component: extracellular region. Bases 78 to 1373 code for a protein of 431 amino acids.
UAAGCACAUUAGUCAGUCAUUAACACAGUUUAAACAGAACAUCCACCAUCCCAGCUCUUUAUUUUUCAACAUCGACCAUGGCGUGGACACCUUUCCCCUGCUUGGCAUUGAUUUUCCUCUGGGCUGCUUCUGCAGUCUGUAUGUCAGUUUUUUACAGCAGUCCAAAGGCACACAUGCUCCUACGCUCCAGAAGGGACAAUUUCUGGCUAGAGGAACUCAAGCCUGCAUCUUUGGAGCGAGAGUGCCUUGAAGAGCAGUGUGACUUUGAGGAAGCUAGAGAGAUCUACCAGACCAGAGAGGCCACAUUAGAGUUCUGGAUGGUGUAUACAGAUGGGAACCAGUGUAUCCCAAAUGCCUGCAAGAACGGAUUUUGUGUGGAUCAGUACCGGUCCUACAUCUGCUCCUGCAACCCUGGCUUUGAAGGAAAAUACUGUGAUCUACUUAGCACGCACGCCAACUGCUCGGUGGAGAACGGAGGCUGUGAUCACAACUGCCACGAGAGGCCAGACAAGACAGGACGUUACUGCAGCUGUAUUAAUGGAUACACACUCCAUGAUGACUCCAAACAGUGUGUUCCAAAAAAUCAACAGUCUUGCGGACAGAUUUUGAUCUCUAGGUCAUUCUACUCAACAAAGUCCUUUAAAGGUCUACAACCUUGGCUUUAUGGUGGUGAAGUUGGCAAAAAGGGAGAGAGUCCUUGGCAGGCUCUUAUCUUGAAUUCCCAAGGAAAAUUUCACUGUAGCGGUGUCUUGAUUGAUGAAAACUGGGUUCUCACUGCUGCUCACUGUCUUGAGAAAUUCAGCCGCUUCACCGUCAGACUGGGAGACUACAAACGUUUGAAGUUUGAAGAAUCCGAGGUCACCCUUCCUGUGGUCAAAAUUGUCCCGCACCCAAAAUACAAUAGCCUGACGGUGGACAACGACAUAGCUCUGCUGCGUCUGGAGUCGCCCGUAACAUUCAGCACGUACAUCGUCCCUGCCUGUCUGCCAAGUCGAGACCUGGCCGAGCGCGUGCUCCACCUCAACGGCACCAUGACGGUAGUGACAGGCUGGGGCAAGUACAAAGAAGGGACAAUGUCGUACAGCUCGGAUCUCAAACACAUCAGCCUGCCACUGGUGGAGCAAUCCGAGUGCGCACACCACAUGGUCAACAACCUGACGGAGAACAUGCUGUGCGCCGGCAGCAUCGGGAGUACCAAGGACGCAUGCAAGGGUGACAGCGGCGGCCCCAUGAUGACUCUAUACCGCAACACGUGGUUCCUCAUCGGCCUCGUAUCCUGGGGCGAGGGCUGUGGCAACACAGACAAACUGGGCGUCUACACCAAAGUCUCCAAUUACAUGGAGUGGAUCAAUAGCGUGAAAAAUCAGCUGUGAUCGAAUCUUGUUGCUUCAGAUCUGUUCUGUCUAUCGUUCCAGAUUUAGUUAGGACUUUUAUUUUGGAAUGGCUUUUCCUUUUACUAAAAACAAGAUCGGAAGGUUGUGAGUUUAAAUCCCAGUGCUACCACUGUUGGGCCCUUGUGCAAGACCCUUAACCCUCAGUUGUAUAAAUGAGUACAAUGAGUAAUGUAAGUUGCUCUAGAUAACGGCAUCUGCCAAAUGCUUCUAAAGUUGUAAAGCCCUGUUCAGAGGGGAUUACAAAAGAAGGAACCGAUUGUGAACAGCUGAAACGAGUCGUUAGUGAUUCCAGACUUUACUUCCUGCACAAACCUAUGUAUGUUUGUAACAAAAAGCCCCGCCUCUGGUCUUCAUUGGCUGCUCGCUGACAGCAGUAGACCAAUCACAACAAACUGGCACAUCUGACCAAUCACUGCAGAGUAUGCUCUCUGAAAGGAGGAGUUUAGAAUGAAUCCUUUAGAACGGAUCAUUAAACAAGUCAUUUUUGACGCUGGGGGGAGAAAACGCAAUGCUGCAGUUCAAAGUAUGAUCACAUUAAAGUGGUUUUUGAUCUCAGACGCGUGUAAAUCUAUUGUAGGAGAGCUUCAAAACAAAAUUAGGCACGUUUCAAAACCAUAAUAGGUGCACUUUAAAUCUUACCAAAUUCAUAAAAAUGAUCACAUGAGAGUUAUUCGUCCCUACUGUAUUAAUUUAAUCGCUGUCUGUAAUAAUAAUGAUGAGUCUUUAGUGAUCAUAUAUACAUAUGCACAGUGAAAUUCUUUUCUUUGCAUACCCCAGCAUGUUAGGACGCUGGGGUCAGAGUGCAGGGUCAGCCAUGAUACAGCGCCCUCUGGAGGAGAGAGGGUUAAGGGCCUUGCUCAAGGGCCCAACAGUGGCAGCUUGGCAGUGGUGGGGCUUGAACCCCUGACCUUCCGAUCAGUCACCCAGAGCCUUAACCGCAAGUAUUUUAUUAACGACAUCACCCCAUGAAACAAAUCCUGUCCGAAUAGGGCCUAAGACCUAAAUUACCUAAAAAAUAUCAUGUGCCACAAGUGUGUCAUUCCAGAGUUGAAGACUUCACCCAUUUUAAAUUAGAGCUACAGUCUUUAAAAUUCACUUCAUUUCUUUUGCUUUCGAGAUUUUAAAAUGAACCCAUUGCUUGACCUUUAACCUGAGAUGUCAAGAGGAUGUUUAAAAAGCUUCUGUGUAGAAUGAUCUUGUAUUGUGACUUUUACAAAUCCCUAACACUGGAGACUCCUUACAAAAUUGUUGAAUCUCCUUAAAUAAAAUUCCACAAUAUCAAUGACUAUA